AGUAGUUUCACUGAAUCUAAAGCCUUCGAUGCGUUUCGAAGACGGCCAAUCAAGUCGUGGCUAAGGAAGUUGAUUGUAGUCCAGAAUCAUCAACAUCAGCAUAGACGUCGCCGCCUGUAAUCGGUGUACGUUGAUUCAGUCGUGCGAAAAUUAAUCAAAGCGGAUACUUGAUGCCAAAGCCCCAACGUUGUUUCACCCAGCCUGUGAAGUUCUGUUUUCUAUAUUUGACUGUACAAUGAGAACACCUCGAAGUUUAAUUUCUACGCAAGUUCGAGGUACAAGAUCGGACGUAGAAUUUAAUGUCUAUGUGGCGGCACAGCCUGAAUUCUCACCUUUCUUGCUUCGUACUACCACGUACUUGCAAGUCUUGUUCUGCUCGACUACACUCUUGUUUCGUCGCGCCCGCCCUCCACUCCCUUCUUUAGCAGCUAACGUCUCGUCUUAAAUUCAAUAAGAAUGUGUUGCAUUCGUUGGUAAAUCUACUCGACGCAUCAUUUCCGACUCUGGCAGAAUCAUUAGAUUCUGGAUCGUGAGCUGCCGUGGCCCGCCCGCCCACACGGCUCAUCCUGGACUUUCUCGACAGGUUUGAAACGAUGUUUCAGGUUUUGAGCCCAAGUAGCUUCACCGCGCCCGUUGUUACUAUUUGUACAAAUCAGAUGACAUUGCUGAUCAAUACAUCUGAUUUCUUUGCUACACAUAGACAGCGGCACAAGAAAGGAAUGCUCUCAGGAAUUCACAGGAUGAAGUCUAAUAUUUGGGGUCCAGAAAACACUAAGGUAGCAC
Suillus subaureus is the source of this 783-nucleotide messenger RNA. RefSeq lists its product as uncharacterized. NCBI's taxonomy places the organism in Eukaryota, Fungi, Basidiomycota, Agaricomycetes, Boletales, Suillaceae. The record is from RefSeq and is a predicted model, not a curated record. The coding region runs from base 236 to 445 and encodes 69 amino acids. The transcript is spliced from 4 exons.